AUGAAUCAAGUGUUAGCAGUCAACGAUAACGAUUUAGAUGUGGUCGUUCAAUGUGGGGUCAACUGGCAACAGCUCAAUGAGGAUUUAGAGCCGUAUGGGUUAAUGUUUGGCACUGAUUGUGGACCGCUGGGGUUGAUUUCUGGAAUGAUUGCCACCAAUGCUUCUGGUAUCAAUGCUUCACGGUAUGGAGCAAUGUCUGCUAACGUGAUUUCCGUGACGGCAGUGUUGGCAGAUGGAACCGUGGUCAAGACUCGACAAAGGCCGAGAAAGACGUCGGCUGGGUACAACUUGACUAGCUUAUUUGUUGGCAGCGAAGGCACGUUGGGGAUUGUUACUGAAGCUGUAGUCAAGGUGUAUCCAAAACCCAAAAGUGAAUCGGUUGUUGUGGUACAAUUUCCCCUGAUAUCGCAUGCUACAAAUACUGUUGCACAAGUGUUUCGCCUGGGAAUACAGCNACCAACGGCGAUUGAAUUCUUGGAUGCAAACAUGAUACAUUGUUUGAAUUACGGCGAGUACACCAGUGAACCAAUGAUGGAGGUGCCUACAAUACUUUUCAAGCUCGGUGGAAUAAACGAUACAGUGGUGAAAGAAAGUGUUAAAGUUUUACAAGCGAUAACAAAAGAGAAUGAUGCUUCUAGUUUUAAAUUUGCUAGAAACAAACAAGAACAAGAGGAGCUUUUUUCUGCUAGGAAGAAUGCAUUGUACGCCUUGACCAGCUGGAGUCGUAGCGAAAUUGAUGAAGAUGUGCGAAUGUGGCCUACUGAUAUUGCCGUCCCAUUAUCUCGAUUAUCUCACGUUUUGACAAUCAUCAACGGGUGGAUAGAAGAUUCGCCUUUUAAAUCAGCAAUUGUUGCCCAUGCAGGUGAUGGAAACUUCCAUGCAAGUGUCUUUUACAAGAAAGAUCAACGUGAUGAAGUUGAGCGGAUGUUGAACAAGAUGGUUGAGUUAGGUAUAGCCAAUGAAGGCACAGCUACUGGUGAACAUGGAAUUGGGAACUCGAAGCGCAUUUUCCUACAAUUGGAACUUGGUGAAGAUACAAUAGAUAUGAUGAGAAAGAUUAAAAUGGCAUUAGAUCCAAACAGAAUAUUGAAUCCUGAUAAAGUGUUUAAAAUUGAUCCUGAAGAUAAUGGAAAGCAUUGA
Messenger RNA from Lodderomyces margitis, 1140 nucleotides. RefSeq names its product D-lactate dehydrogenase (gene DLD2). Lineage: Eukaryota; Fungi; Ascomycota; Pichiomycetes; Serinales; Debaryomycetaceae. Bases 1 to 1140 code for a protein of 379 amino acids. Gene Ontology annotation, biological process: lactate catabolic process. Gene Ontology annotation, cellular component: mitochondrion. The record is from RefSeq and is a predicted model, not a curated record. Gene Ontology annotation, molecular function: FAD binding; D-lactate dehydrogenase (cytochrome) activity; D-lactate dehydrogenase (NAD+) activity. The transcript has a single exon.